AUUCUUGCGGCUCCGUGCGCCGGAAGUGAUUCCCCUGGCGCUGGGCUGUCAGGCUAGAGCAUCAGGAGAAGGGAGGAAGGAGGAAAGGAAAGGUUCUAGUCGUGUUUGUGCGCUUGCGUGGGUCAGACGUGGUUCUGGGAAGAGUGUAAAGAUUAGACUAAGAAAAGAGAAGCCAUGUUUCGAAGACCUUUAUUGCAGGUACUUCAUCAGUUUGUAAGACAUGAGUCUGAAAUAGCUAGCAGUUUGGUUCUUGAAAGAUCCCUGAAUCGUGUUCAGUUACUUGGGCGAGUGGGUCAGGAUCCUGUCAUGAGACAGGUGGAAGGAAAAAAUCCAGUCACGAUAUUUUCUCUAGCAACAAAUGAAAUGUGGCGAUCAGGGGACAAUGAAGAAUACCAAAUGGGUGAUGUCAGUCAAAAGACAACAUGGCACAGGAUAUCAGUAUUCCGGCCAGGCCUCAGAGAUGUGGCAUAUCAGUAUGUUAAAAAGGGGGCUCGAAUUUAUGUGGAAGGGAAAGUAGACUAUGGUGAAUACAUGGAUAAAAAUAAUGUGAGGCGACAAGCAACAACGAUCAUAGCUGAUAACAUUAUAUUUCUGAGUGACCAGACCAAAGAGAAGGCGUAGAAUGGACGAUUCUUCUUUGGCCAUUGUUUGACCCUCAUCUCCCAGCUUUUUCUUUCUUGUCUGAAAUGUGGCCAUUUCAUGGUUGAAUCUCCACUCACCAUGUUGGACCAGGAGGCGAUCUUUAGGAUGGAAGAUAGAAGAAGCGGCGAUCUGUGGAACCACCACCAUUCCAGGCCUGGACAGUCUGCCUACAGACUGCUUUGGGAGACACAAAUAAACCUCUGCUUUGUUUAAGCCACUUAUUUGUGUUUUGCGGUUAAGCCUAAUCCUUACUAAACCACACAUUCUUGCCUUUGUCUCCAAAUACAUGGUCAACUCUUUACUCUUAGCUUUGUGUUAUAUGACCUUCUACUGCAAGUAGAAGUUAAAUCUUACCACUGCUCCCACAGUCCUUAAAGUUUUUAACCUAUGUCUCAUUAAAUUUGAGGAAGGAACUGGGACAUAAAAAGUACAUGAAACCUUAGUAAUUAAUCUUAAAAAGAGUGAAUAUAAACGUAUAUUUUCAUCAAAUAAAUACUGUUUAAUUUUGCUUACAGGCCUUAAUGAGGAUCCUUAAUUAAUAGCUCCUUGUUAAGUAAAGGAGAUCCUAGUCUGAGUACGGAAGUAUUGUCCUUUUGCUUCCCCUGGCAGCACAGCAGACUAGGUAACAGGUGGGAGGCUUCCCCCUGCAGGGUAACUGGAUCCUAAGUACAAGACAAUUUUAAUUGCAUCAUUAACUAGUUAUUUUAAAUUGUUUUAAACUGGUUUUGUCAUAAAUAGUAUUAGGUU
Messenger RNA from Microcebus murinus (gray mouse lemur), 1389 nucleotides. The record is from RefSeq and is a predicted model, not a curated record. NCBI's taxonomy places the organism in Eukaryota, Metazoa, Chordata, Mammalia, Primates, Cheirogaleidae.